AUGACAUAUAACAGGAUUGUCAAAACGACGACAGUGCUUGAAUACCGACACGUUCCUGCAAAUUCACCAAGACCUACGACUUCUACCACCACUACUACUACAACUACGACAACAACAAAACGACCUGUUCCGUUCAUAAACAUACAAACCGACUCUAAAUGCGAGGACAACCAUUCUUGCCUCUCUCUUGUACCGAGUGGUUUCUGCAAGGGUACACUAUCGGAGGCUACCAAGAAGAAAGUGUGUCCAAGAUCAUGUGGCUUCUGUGAUUCUUUGCGUUAA
Molecule: messenger RNA, 282 nt
Organism: Cooperia oncophora
Lineage: Eukaryota; Metazoa; Nematoda; Chromadorea; Rhabditida; Trichostrongylidae
Source: the annotation of a GenBank genome assembly